UCAAAUUGUCACCUCCAAAACAGUUUGCAUAAAAUAAACAGUAAACCGAUUGCACCACUAAACUAGAAAUUAUGCCCAUUUUGCUCGAGAUUUGUGUCGAUACGUUCGAAUCGGCCGUGGCAGCGAUCGAGGGUGGUGCCGACAGGAUAGAGCUGUGUGCCGCCCUCAGUGAAGGAGGAUUAACACCAACGGUCGGAUUGCUGCGACAAAUCAAGCUCUACCAAACCCAGUGCGGUGCGCUGGACGAGUAUGGCCACCGAAAGAAUGUCCCUGUGUUUUGCAUGAUACGGUGCCGCAGUGGCAGUGAUUUCUGUUACUCCGAGCAGGAAAUGAAUGUAAUGGUAUGGGAUUUGCAAGCACUGAAAGAAAACGGUGCCGACGGGAUCGUGUUUGGUGCGCUGGAACCAUCCGGACGGGUACACCGGGAGCAUUGCGAACGAAUAGCCAAAGCGGCGGAAAAGCUUCCACUAACCUUUCACCGCGCAAUCGACUGUACGGAUGAAACGGAACUGGAGGAGAAUCUGAAGCUUGUGGCGCAGCUAGGAUACUCGACCGUUCUUACGAGUGGUUUAAAGCCGACGGCUGAGCAAGGAGUAGAAACAAUCAUGCGCAUGAAGACUAUAGCCACGACUAUCGAACAGGCUACUGGCAAACGCCUUCGACUAAUGCCUGGUUCUGGGAUAUCACCCCAAAACGCGUUACACAUUUUGCAACGUACCGGAUGCGAUGCAAUACACGGAUCUGCAAGCAUUUUAAAACCGAUGGACAAUGACACCCGAUCGACAACAUUGCCGAUGGGAGCUAGUAAUGUUGAUGCUUUGCCCCUGAAAGUGUGCAGCAAAGCCAAGGUGCAAGAACUGCGCCGAUUGAUUGAUAGUAUUAAAUUGUAAUGUAGGGAAAUAAAGAAGCAUUCCUAUUUUUUUCUCUGGUAUACUUUUGGGCCUUGCACGAAAAUGCCCCUUACAAAGUCUUUUUGCAGAUGAGGUGACUACGAUGUCUCUUUUAUGAUGAGGCUCUAUGCAUUGCCUGUUCAAUCUGCCGCGGUAAAUGCUAGGUUUUUCGGUUGUUUCAAUACACGAAAUAUACUACGGUAUAGUUCCACUAACCGAGAGUUAGGAGGUGGUCGACUAAAUUGUAAUUUUCUCAUAUUAAAAAAAAAAACAAAUGCUCUGACCAUUGGAUUGUACAUCCCAUACCGUGGCGUGUUGUGUAUUUAUUCACGAAUGUUUUACAUGCACAUCAUAAUUCACUUCCAAUGCAGAAUUUAAGGACUCGACAUUUACCGACGCUAGCACACACUGGAUAGACGAUAGAGGAUGCUGUCCUCGGCAAACCCCUAAACACUACCAAGAGCACUCUCCUGCGGUUCGUGUGGAAAAGUUUGUUUCUCUCCCUCAAACAAGCUGUUAUCCGGGACUUUUGCUGAUACGUUCUGCCUGUGUGUGAAAUAAUCUUUAAAGUUGUUGUUUCUAUUUGAAUAAUGCUGAUCUUCUCUACCAUGAUCAUGUUGCACAGUAAAUCAUGUUGAAUUGAAUAUCUGCCCUUUGUUCCAUGCUACCAGCCCCCUUUUGAUAAUCUGUUUGGGAUUUGCUAUUCAUUUUGCCGGUUGUUUGCUGUUAUGUUACGGCAAAAUGCACGAAAGUUCGAGCCUCGCCUUGUGUUCAUGUUUCUCCUAGUGAUUAAACGGUUUACGCAUUAACUAAGUUUCGUUACUCGCCGUUUACAACAAUAUCUAUUCAUACCUAUAAUUAUGUGUGUGUGUGUAUAUAUAUACUUUCUGUUAUUUCUGUUUUUUUUUGCUUCAUUUUUUGUUUGCUCCUAUUUGUUCCAUUAUAUUAAGGUCUACUUCUUUCCAAUAUACAUAUAUUUUGUUUUUAUUUCUUAAUAACGUCCCAUGCUCUAGCCCUGAUACGGUGAAUGACGAUGUGCGCUUUUAGCUUGUACCAACUCCUUCUACCGAACCAUGCUGUUCUGGCCGUUGUUGGAGUAAGUAAGGGCAACACGCUAAUGCGAAGAACAAACGUUGUUUGCUAAAAUGUUCGAUUUUAUCAAUGAAAAACAACGAUCAAAUCUGAAGACACAACACUCGUAUAUAUUUUUCUCUCCAACCAACAGACCGACUCACUAUGAUCUUAAUUGUACAGAUAGACACACACACACACACGUUUCGACUCCCAGCCCCAUCGUACUCCCCCUUAUUCGAUCGUACAGAGACAUACACCACACCGAUUUCCUUACCAUUGCUUCGAACUAGCAGCAAAUCGAAAUUUGAUGUUAGCGAAGCAAGAUGCUGUUGGUACGGAUUCGAGUGUAAAUGCAUCGAAUCGGACGGACGAAUGUAAGUAUUGAUUGAUGAUGUUUUCUUUUUGUUCUAGGGGUGGUGAGCUUUAACGCAUACAAAUUUACUUUUACACACGGUUAGACACAAUCCC
Anopheles stephensi (Asian malaria mosquito) is the source of this 2432-nucleotide messenger RNA. Its product is annotated as copper homeostasis protein cutC homolog. NCBI's taxonomy places the organism in Eukaryota, Metazoa, Arthropoda, Insecta, Diptera, Culicidae. Gene Ontology annotation, molecular function: copper ion binding. The transcript has 3 exons. The coding region runs from base 72 to 890 and encodes 272 amino acids. The record is from RefSeq and is a predicted model, not a curated record.